AUGAAGGAAGAAGGCUAUUCCUACAAGAAAAUCCCUAGUUUGUUCGACGAGCUCGACGUAGACAGCAACGGUACCCUCGACUUCUUCGAAGUCAUGACGCUCAUCUACAUCUUCAAGAGCGGCCGCCCUCAAUGCGAAUGCUGUGACAAAAUCAUCCCCGGUGUGUUCUUCUCAUGCACCGAGUGCUUUAAGAAUCCCAAAAGCUCGUUCGAUCUGUGCAAGGAUUGUUACGUGAAGGGGAGUCGCGACCAUAAACACGGCGGCCGGGCCCAGUUUUUGGACAGUCAUACGUUGUUGCAGGCUAUGAGAUAUCCGGAGAUUGCAGAUAUGUCAGGCGUAACGAUUCAUGAGGCAAGGAAUAAAUCCACAAAUGACAUAGCUCCAUCAAACUCAAAGUGGAGAAAAGGAAGGCCGCAUUUUAUGCACUUGACGCCGCAGUCAAAUUCGGGAGCCAAUAUGAGAGAGCCAAAUAAAUUCUAA
Salvia hispanica is the source of this 480-nucleotide messenger RNA. The record is from RefSeq and is a predicted model, not a curated record. NCBI's taxonomy places the organism in Eukaryota, Viridiplantae, Streptophyta, Magnoliopsida, Lamiales, Lamiaceae.